GCAAGCGCAGUGUCCUCGGCGCGUCAGCCCACUUCUGGCUGGCCUCGGUUCUCUUCUCCAGACCGUCGCUUUUGGGUUCCGUCUUCAAGACUUUCGUGGUGUGUUGAUGUCGGAGGAGAAGGACAGAAGCCCUUCAGGGAAGAUGGGAGGCGAGGAGAAGGCGAUAGGUGCUGGGGAGGAGAAGCGAAAGGAAGGAGGCAAGAAGAAGAACAAAGAAGGAUCUGGAGAUGGAGGUCGAGCAGAGUUGAAUCCUUGGCCUGAAUAUAUUAACACACGUCUUGAGAUGUAUAAUAAACUAAAAGCAGAACAUGAUUCCAUUCUGGCGGAAAAGGCAGAAAAAGAUAGCAAGCCAAUUAAAGUCACUCUUCCUGAUGGUAAACAGGUCAAUGCAGAAUCCUGGAAAACUACACCAUAUCAGAUUGCUUGUGGAAUUAGUCAAGGCCUGGCUGACAACACUGUUAUUGCUAAAGUCAAUCAAGUUGUUUGGGACCUAGACCGUCCUCUGGAGGAAGAUUGUACCUUGGAGCUUCUCAAAUUUGAGGAUGAGGAAGCUCAGGCAGUAUACUGGCAUUCAAGCGCUCACAUAAUGGGUGAAGCCAUGGAAAGAGUCUAUGGUGGAUGUUUAUGUUACGGUCCACCAAUAGAAAAUGGAUUCUAUUAUGACAUGUACCUUGAAGAAGGGGGUGUGUCCAGCAAUGAUUUCUCUUCUUUGGAGGCUUUAUGUAAGAAAAUCAUUAAAGAAAAACAAGCUUUUGAAAGAUUGGAAGUUAAGAAAGAAACUUUACUAGAAAUGUUUAAGUACAACAAGUUCAAAUGCCGGAUAUUGAAUGAAAAAGUGAAUACUCCAACUACCACAGUCUAUAGGUGUGGCCCCUUGAUAGAUCUCUGCCGCGGUCCUCACGUCAGACACACUGGCAAAAUUAAGACUUUGAAAAUACACAAAAAUUCCUCCACAUACUGGGAAGGCAAAGCAGAUAUGGAGACUCUCCAGAGAAUUUAUGGCAUUUCAUUCCCAGAUCCUAAAAUGUUGAAAGAAUGGGAGAAGUUCCAAGAGGAAGCUAAAAACCGAGAUCAUAGGAAAAUUGGAAGGGACCAAGAACUAUAUUUCUUUCAUGAACUCAGCCCUGGAAGUUGCUUUUUCCUGCCGAAAGGAGCAUACAUUUAUAAUACACUUAUUGAAUUCAUCAGGAGUGAAUAUCGGAAACGAGGGUUUCAGGAAGUGGUGACCCCAAACAUCUACAACAGCCGACUCUGGGUGACCUCGGGCCACUGGCAACACUAUAGAGAGAACAUGUUCUCCUUUGAGGUGGAGAAGGAGCUGUUUGCUCUGAAACCCAUGAACUGCCCAGGACACUGCCUUAUGUUUGAUCAUCGGCCAAGGUCCUGGCGAGAGUUGCCUCUCCGGGUAGCCGAUUUCGGGGUGCUUCACAGGAAUGAGUUGUCGGGAGCACUCACGGGACUCACGAGGGUACGGAGAUUCCAGCAGGAUGAUGCCCACAUAUUCUGUGCCAUAGAGCAGAUUGAGGAUGAAAUAAAAGGCUGUUUGGAUUUUCUGCGUACAGUAUAUAGCAUAUUUGGAUUUUCUUUUAAACUGAACCUGUCUACUCGCCCAGAAAAGUUCCUUGGAGAUAUCGAAGUAUGGAACCAAGCUGAGAAACAACUUGAAAACAGUCUGAAUGAAUUUGGUGAAAAGUGGGAGUUAAAUCCUGGAGAUGGAGCUUUUUAUGGCCCAAAGAUUGAUAUACAGAUUAAAGAUGCAAUUGGUCGGUACCACCAGUGUGCAACAAUCCAGUUGGAUUUUCAGUUGCCCAUCAGAUUUAAUCUUACUUUUGUAAGCCAUGAUGGUGAUGAUAAGAAAAGGCCAGUGAUUGUCCAUAGAGCCAUCUUGGGGUCAGUGGAAAGAAUGAUUGCUAUUCUCACUGAAAACUUUGGCGGCAAAUGGCCCUUCUGGCUGUCUCCUCGCCAAGUAAUGGUUAUUCCAGUGGGACCAACAUGUGAUGAAUAUGCCCAAAAGGUACGGCAACAAUUUCAUGAUGCUAAAUUCAUGGUAGACAUUGAUCUGGAUCCGGGCUGUACAUUAAAUAAGAAGAUCAGAAAUGCACAGUUGGCACAAUAUAACUUCAUCCUAGUUAUUGGUGAAAAAGAGAAAGCCAGUGGCACUGUUAAUAUCCGUACAAGAGAUAAUAAGGUGCAUGGAGAGCGUACAAUUUCUGAGACCAUUGAGCGGUUGCAGCAGCUCAAGCAGUCACGCAGCAAGCAGGCAGAGGAGGAGUUCUGAUGAAGAGUUUACCCGGAUUUUCUCAGCAGGACGGAUGGGCAGGGUUUCCAUACCAUUAAUUUUAUACUCUAGAAAACAUCGAUUCAUACUGAAUUUGGAAUAGUUUAGCAGAGUCUGCGUAGGUGACUACAGGAUCAACCUAUUUUUUGACCACGACAGGUGUUAGACAAUGGUAUUUGGAGGAGGUCAUUAAAGGAGAUGACAUUAAAGUGAUUUUACUUGUUAAAUGAACACUGGAGUACUGGAAAUAAAACAUGAGGAAUGCUUUAAUGUGGGAGGAGGUUUUUAUAAAUUUAAUGCGCUUGAAAAAUAAAAAUUUUCAAAUUUGAUUAAAAGAAAGACUAGAAAUGGAUUGUGUUGUAAAAAUAAAAA
Molecule: messenger RNA, 2650 nt
Organism: Hyaena hyaena (striped hyena)
Lineage: Eukaryota; Metazoa; Chordata; Mammalia; Carnivora; Hyaenidae
Gene: TARS1
Product: threonyl-tRNA synthetase 1
Exons: 19
Coding region: 107-2278 (723 amino acids)
Biological process (GO): threonyl-tRNA aminoacylation
Cellular component (GO): cytoplasm
Molecular function (GO): ATP binding; threonine-tRNA ligase activity
Source: RefSeq, a predicted model, not a curated record